Molecule: messenger RNA, 894 nt
Organism: Lasiodiplodia theobromae
Lineage: Eukaryota; Fungi; Ascomycota; Dothideomycetes; Botryosphaeriales; Botryosphaeriaceae
Product: WW domain containing protein
Exons: 3
Coding region: 1-894 (297 amino acids)
Molecular function (GO): protein binding
Source: RefSeq, a predicted model, not a curated record
AUGUCGUUCUUCAAAAAAAUAACCAAAGAGUUCGAGGGCCUCGGAAUGAGCGAUAAGGACAAGCACAGCGAAGGAGAGGCCUCCCGCGGCUACUACGACCAGGGCGGCUACGGCCAGCCCCCACCGCAGCACUACCAGUCGCCGCCGCCCCAGCAGGGCUACGGUCAGCCUCAGUACGGCCAGCCCUACGGCCAACCCCCGCCGCAGCACUACCAGUCCCCUCCUCCCCAGCAGGGUUACGGCCAGCCGCCGUACGGCCAGCCUCCGCAGCAGCAGCACUACCAGUCCCCGCCGCCGCAGGGCUACGGCGCACCCCCCGCUCCCCCGCCGCCCAGCUUCGACCCCCCGCCGCUGCCGGCCGGCUGGUACAGCCACUGGGACUCGUCGCGCAACCGCGCGUACUACGCCGAGCCCGCCACGGGCCGCACGCAGUGGGAGGCGCCCGGUUUCGGGGCCGAGCAGUCGCGCGGCCCCGGCGGCGGCUUCUACAACGAGUACGGCAACGCGGCGCCGCCGGUCGGCUACGACCAGGGCUACGGGCAGCAGGGCAGCCACGGCGAGUACCAGAAGGAGUACUACGGCGACGUGGAGAAGAAGGAGAAGAAGAAGGAGGGCCACAGCACCGGUGCUAUGGUCGCGGCGGCGGGUGCGGGUGUGGUCGGUGGUGCGGUGCUGGGCGCCGUUGUUGCCCACGAGUUGGGUGAGGACUCGGAUGACGAGAACCACCGCUCUGCUCCUCCGCCGGACUCGAAUUACUACGACCCCGUCCCCCCGCCGACGGAUGACCUGCCCGACGAGACCCGCUCCGGUAGCUCCGUCUCGAGUAGCGACAAGGAGGAGUUGGAGGAGGCCCGCGAGGCGUAUGAGGAGGCCUACGAGGAGGCUUACGACUAA